Messenger RNA from Closterium sp. Yama58-4, 1788 nucleotides. NCBI's taxonomy places the organism in Eukaryota, Viridiplantae, Streptophyta, Zygnematophyceae, Desmidiales, Closteriaceae. The record is from the annotation of a GenBank genome assembly.
AUGGAUUCCGAGAGCGAGCACAAGUCGAAGCUAAUUCCGGAUUCUGUGGGCAACGACGCUAAGUCUGGGAAAGGUGAACGUUGGAGUAACGGAAGUGCAACCUCUCGGCGAAGCAGCUCUGAUUCAUUGCUCUCAACUAUCCAGUUGGUUUCCAUAUUAUUUUUCACGGUGACUGGGGGUCCAUACGGCUUCGAGGACGUCAUUGGAGCCUCAGGAGGCCUUGUGGGGCUAGGAAUGCUACUUGUAAUUCCGUUUGUUUGGUCCGCGCCUUUGGCAUUGAUGACUGGAGAACUGGCUUGCAUGAUGCCUCAGAGCGGGGGACACAUUUUGUGGGUGUAUCAUGCGUUUGGACCAUUCUGGUCUCUAUUUAACAGCGUAUUGACGUUCGGAUGCGGAGUGUUCGACAACGCGCUGUAUCCAGCCCUCUUCGUCGACUAUCUGAGCCACAUCAUAUAUGGUCCUUUCGGAGCAAUUUCGAUGCCAUAUUCGCUCAUUCUGAAGGCGACAAUGAUCGCCGUCACGACUGCACUCAACUUGAGCGGGGUCGACAUAGUAGGGAAAGCAUCGAUGGUUUUUGGGGUGUCUGUCAUCGCUCCUUUCGUUGCAAUGUUCUUCUUCGCCAUUCCCCAGCUGAAUCUGCAAUGGAUCAGCUUUCCAACACCCAAGCCUUUAAAUUGGCCAAAGUUACUCUCCGUGCUUCUUUGGAACACUUCAGGGUUUGAUUCCGCUGGGGCUUGUGCUGGUGAAGUGAAAGAUCCAGGGAGGUCAUAUCCUCUGGCGUUGCUGGUUUCUUUGGGACUGAUGCUUGUUACCUACAUCGUUCCAGCCUUAGUUGGCUUGAGUGUGGCGCCAUAUUUCGAGCUGUGGAAAGGUGGCACCUUUACGGACAUAGCUGCACGUGUUGGAGGCCGUCCGUUAGAGGUUUGGUUGGGACUUGGAGGAGUCGCCAGCGCUUUUGGUCUUCUUUUAACUCGUCUAUGCAUGAGCUCGAGGCUUGUCUAUGGAAUGGCGGUGGCGCAUAAGGCACCCCAGUUCUUUCAAUCUGUUGAAGGGAAACAUGGAACUCCUUGGGUAGCACUUGUUAUAACUGCUUUCUGCACUCUUCUGCUGUCUGGAUCCAAGUUUACACUUCUUGCUGAGGCGGAUAUGGUUUUGUACUGCAUCUCCUCAGCAUUGAAGUUUUCAGCUCUUAUUUACCUGAGAUUCACAGAGCCAGAUGCCUACAGGCCUUUCCGCAUUCCUGUGGGUAAUCUAUUGCUUGUUGGGCUUACGGCUAUUCCACUACUAGUGUGCUUUACAAUGGUGAUCCUGGGUUCACCGUUCUCACAUCUCGUGGCUCUUUCAUGCCUUAUGAUUGCCAUCCUAACCCACGUUUGGCUUGAGGCCAUAGUCCCUUUUCUCAAGAGGGCAGUGUCUGCCGCUGCUGUAGUUUAUUAUGGGAUGAAAGAGCACCUCACGAGAACCGCGCAUCUCGCGGCCAGCUAUGCGCCAAGCUAUGCGCAUUCCGCUGGGCGCAUUGCGCCUCUCUCGCGGCCAGCAAUGCGCUCAGCGGAUUGCGCAUUCCGCUGGGCGCAUUGCGCCUCUCUCGCGGCCAGCAAUGCGCUCAGCGGAUUGUGCAUCUGCUGGGCGCAUUGCGCCUCUCUCGCGGCCAGCAAUGCGCUCAGCGGAUUGCGCAUUCCGCUGGGCGCAUUGCGCCUCUCUCGCGGCCAGCAAUGCGCUCAGCAAAUUGCUCACCGCUGGGCGCAUUGCGCCUCUCCCUCCAGCGCUAUUCGCCCUGCGGAAUCCUGA